AUGCCACAAGAGAUGGUAAGAGAAGCUGGCACCCCUCAUUAUGGAGCUAUCACGCUCUCGGUCCAGGAGUUGGAGAGGAGAGAAGAGGAGAUUUGCCAGGAGCUGGAGCGUCUUAGUGUCCAGGGACUGCCAUCAGAAAUGUAUUCUCUCACAGUUCUGGAGGCUGGAAGUCUGAAACCAAGGCUAUCUGGAGACCCUAAGAGAGCAGAGGAGAAAUUUCACCUCACCUACAAGUCUCAAGGUGACCUCAAAGAGGCUACGGAGGUGCAGCUGUGGGCUAAUGAAGUCCAAGGCAACGGCAUAUGGAGGGCACAGGGAGGGAAAGGAGAGGAUGGGUUCAAGAGUUCAGGACCUCUCUGGGGAUACUGCUCUUGUCUUGCUCAGAUCCCAUUUGUUGGGCAAGGCCAGCGCCACCCCCCCCCCACGUCUGCCACUGCAUCUAGAGAACGCUGGCCGCCAGCAGUGCAGGUGGGCAGAGACCAGAGGUGUUUACGUCAGGAGCAUCUAAAGGCCUUCGAUGAUGAAAUCAAUGCUUUUUUGGACAAUAUGUUUGGACCUCGAGAUUCUCGAGUCAGAGGAUGGUUCAUGUUGGACUCUUACCUUCCCACCUUUUUUCUUACUGUCCUGUAUCUGCUUUCCAUAUGGCUGGGUAACAAAUACAUGAAGAACAGAGCUGCUCUUUCCCUCAAGGGUAUCCUCACCUUGUACAAUCUCGGAAUCACACUCCUCUCCCUCUACAUGCUGGCAGAGCUUAUUCUCUCCAGUUGGGAAGGAGGCUACAACUUACAGUGUCAAGAUCUCGCCAGCGCCGGGGAAGCCGAUGUCCGGGUAGCCAGGGUGUUAUGGUGGUACUACUUCUCCAAAUCCGUAGAGUUCCUGGACACAGUUUUCUUCGUUUUGCGGAAAAAAACCAGUCAGAUUACUUUUCUUCACGUAUACCAUCACGCCUCCAUGUUUAACAUCUGGUGGUGUGUUUUGAACUGGAUACCUUGCGGGCAAAGUUUCUUCGGACCCACCCUGAACAGUUUUAUCCACAUUCUCAUGUACUCGUACUACGGCCUUUCUGUGUUUCCAUCCAUGCACAAGUAUCUUUGGUGGAAGAAAUACCUCACACAGGCUCAACUGGUGCAGUUCGUGCUCACCAUCACGCACACCCUGAGUGCGGUGGUGAAGCCCUGCGGUUUCCCCCUGGGCUGUCUCAUCUUCCAGUCAUCCUACAUGCUGACAUUGGUCAUCCUCUUCUUAAAUUUUUACGUCCAGACAUACCGGAAAAAGCCAGUGAAGAAGAAUAUGGAAGAGCCACCUGCAGGGAAAGAAGUUAAGAAUGGUUUUUCCAAAGCCUACUUCGCCGCGACUAAUGGGGUCAUCAACAAGAAAGCGCAAUAAAAGUCAAGUAACAGACAAAGCAUAUAUAAUAGCCUAACAGAUUCGCUUGUUUUAAAGCAAAGACUGAAUUGAAAGUUAUAUAUGUUUUAGCAUAAACUAAUUUCUUUUGAGUUUAUAAAUCAUUUGUACUCGGAAUGUAUUAAUAUAUUGCUAUGAGGUUAAUCUGUUCCCUGAAUGCUUCCGUCAGCACACCGUGUCACCUCAGACACCGAGCUCUGCAGACCUCAGAUCUGGUGCCACUUCUCUCUCCUCCUCCGCACAGACUGAACCCCUCGCCAGAAACUCUCUAACGCCUUAUACACAAACAAAGCCAGGAAACAUGGAGCCUUGUGUUCCGAAGCCAGUCUUCAAAUAGUUUUAUUCAGAUUAAAAUGUUUAAAACAAAAUGUUAAUUGCCUUCUAGCUACAGGGUCUUAAUCUAUAUUAAGCAAUAAUUGCUUAGUCCUUAUUAAGCAAUAAAGUCAUCCAUUCCAUUAGGACUCAACCCCAGAAAAUACUAAAAUGGAUUAUAAAUGGAAGACAGGAAAAUCUAGCAAAACUUCUUUUAAGGUAGUGUCUGUCAAAUUCCUAUACUAAGUCUCAACUUAGUGACAUGGUAAUGAAAUUUAUAUUUUAUUUUGACAAUUAUUUUUUCUAAGAAGAAAAAAAUCUUCUGCCAAAUGCUUCUAGCUCAGGGGCUUCAGAUAGGAGUCAUUCCUCAGUUUUAAUUUGGUUUCCAUGCCUAUUCAUAUAUUCAUGCUACCUCCUAUGUUAAAUCCCCCUAGGUUGGGUUGUAAACAGACACCUUGCUCAGUUUUGAAAGCAGGAUUUAAUCUGGCUGCCCAUUUCCUUUCUGAUCAAGGAAUCUUCCCUUCUCCCUGGAAGGAUAAGCCACUGGAAUGUUUAUAAAUCAGAGCAGUUGGGGCAACACAUUGAAUUUGUCCACUAUUUGUUGUAACCCCCACAUACCUGCUGGCACUAUUUGCAGGAUAAGUUUUGGAAAAUGGGAAGAAAAAAAGGACGAUGGAAAGAUUCCUAUGACCCUCAAUGAGAAGUGCCAAUUUGGCAAACUCAGCACGCCCCUCCCCGGCCCAGGGAGCACGCUUUCUACUGAGAGCAAGCACAACAGCAGAGGAAAGCAGUAGUGAAUAGAUUUUUUUUUUCCUCCCCAAGUAUUGGACUUUACUAUUGCACCAAGAAUGGAAACAAUAUUUUUUUGAAGCUGUGAGGAAGAUUUAGACCCUAUAACACAAGACUUGCCACCUUUGACACUUUUUCUUUCCUACCCUCUCCUUAAAAUAACUUGUAGUUCGUAAUGUUGAGGUCGGAUGUGCAAGUGACAGAAACGCAUGCUCACUGCUCCCUGGACCCCGUCCAGUCUGUGCAGGAGUGCCUUUCCGUCCUCCUUGCCCUCUCGCUUUCUAAAAUUCUUUUCCCUGUUUAAAAAAGAGCGUGGACUCUGGUACGACGUUGAACGGAGACCCUGAUGGUGUUUUCUCCCUUCUUGCUCACGUCCGCCGCCCUCUCAGGACCUGGCCCACUUUGCGGAAGGUGACGGAUCUUAGCUGGCCGGCGUGGCAGACGUGCGGUGCAUGUCUGUACAUGCAACAUGCGGGGACUUGGUCCGUUUUUACUGAAUGCACAUUUCUGACACCCACUUGCUCUUGGAUUUAUUUUUCUAAAAAGUUUUCUAAAACUGAUUUUUCUAGGGUGCUUCAUCCCUACCUCCUUCCAUCCCAUACUAACAGUAUUGUUACGAGUUUCAUUCUCUCCCAGAAAUUCGUUUUAAAAUAAGGGCUAGCCUCAAGUAUGCCUCCGAGUACUCCUCUAUAACAAAACACAGGUUGGACUAAGACGACCGCCCUUCAGAGCAACUGGACUCCAGUUCAGUUUUAGGUCCCAAGAAAGGGCUUGAGCAUCUGUUCUCAAAGUGCAUCCCGGGAGAAAAUGAGAGCCAGGGAGAAGCCGGACCUCACCGGACAUUCGUUGUUUGCACUUGGUUCUCAGCGGUCAGGGAGGCCCUAACGUCUCCCCGCUCUGCGUUUACCUGCAGCUUGGGUGCUCUCCUGGACUUGGUAUCGGCAGAGCAGGGAGGGUAGCCAUCCUUCAGCAGAAUGACCGAGGGCCCCAGCUGGCAGCAGAGGGCAGGGGGAGACCUCGCGGGUUGCAGGACGCUGUUUCCCAUGGCGUCUUUAGCUAGUGAAGCAAAUCAAACACUUCUAGCCUUAAACCAUUCAAGGGCUGAUACAAU
Messenger RNA from Ailuropoda melanoleuca (giant panda), 3616 nucleotides. It is a transcript of the gene ELOVL2, whose product is annotated as ELOVL fatty acid elongase 2. Gene Ontology annotation, cellular component: endoplasmic reticulum membrane; endoplasmic reticulum. The record is from RefSeq and is a predicted model, not a curated record. The coding region runs from base 1 to 1386 and encodes 461 amino acids. The transcript has 10 exons. NCBI's taxonomy places the organism in Eukaryota, Metazoa, Chordata, Mammalia, Carnivora, Ursidae. Gene Ontology annotation, biological process: fatty acid elongation, monounsaturated fatty acid; fatty acid elongation, saturated fatty acid; fatty acid elongation, polyunsaturated fatty acid. Gene Ontology annotation, molecular function: fatty acid elongase activity.